This is a messenger RNA of Histoplasma mississippiense, 2373 nucleotides long. RefSeq lists its product as hypothetical. Gene Ontology annotation, biological process: DNA repair; DNA biosynthetic process; DNA recombination. The record is from RefSeq and is a predicted model, not a curated record. Gene Ontology annotation, cellular component: nucleus; mitochondrion. NCBI's taxonomy places the organism in Eukaryota, Fungi, Ascomycota, Eurotiomycetes, Onygenales, Ajellomycetaceae. Gene Ontology annotation, molecular function: ATP binding; DNA binding; DNA ligase (ATP) activity. The transcript is spliced from 5 exons. Bases 1 to 2373 code for a protein of 790 amino acids.
AUGGCGCAGAAGGGAGGUGGCGGUGCGAAACAGGCUACUUUGGGGAAGUUCUUCGGUGCCAACGCAGGUUCUGCGUCGCUCCCCAAGAAACAGGCUACUUUAGCAUUCUCAACUAGCUCAGGGAGCAGAGAGAAGCGACAAAAUGGAUCUGCAACGCAGGCGGAUGAGGAAGAGGCGCUAGUAAAUGGAGAUAAGGAUGUCGAUAUGAAUAAUGAUGCGAAGAAAAAGGAACCAAAGAUUGACAGCAGGGGGAGCGAAACUCCUGCUGCCGAAUCCAGGGAAUCAGAUUCGGAUAGUGCAGCUGAAAAAUCGCUGAGCCAUAGCGACAGUGACUUCCCCGACUCAAAGAAGCUAAAACGGGAGAAAAGUCCCAUGGAGGACAGUGACGAAUCUGAUGUUCAGCCAGUCACGAAAAGACGAAAACGUGCUCCUUCGAAUAGAGAGACCGCUGGCAAGAAACCCUCGGCUUCACAGAAUCAAAAUAAACGGACACGAUCUCCGAAUAAGGCCAGAGAAAAGCCUGUGGCUGAAGACAAGGAAUCCUCGUCCGCUGAACAGGAGGAUAUCAUUUCUGAUAACGAUGAUGAUCUGGCAGAGGAGAAGCCGAAAAUUGCUCAGAAGAAGAGAGAAACGGUCCAGCAGGCAUUGAAGGGAUCUAGAGAGGAUCCCUAUCCAGAUUGGAAAGCUGGAGAGCCCGUGCCAUACGCGGCGCUCUGCACGACCUUCUCCCUUAUUGAAAUGACUACUAAGCGAUUAAUUAUAUUAUCUCACUGCUCCCUAUUUCUCCGCCAAGUUCUUCGUCUUACCCCAAAAGACCUUCUCCCAACUGUCCAGCUCAUGCUCAACAAAUUAGCCGCCGAUUAUGCUGGCGUCGAACUUGGAAUUGGCGAAUCAUUCAUCAUGAAAGCCAUUGGUGAAUCCACCGGCCGCAGCCUGGCAGUUAUCAAGGCUGACCAGCAUGAAAUCGGCGACCUUGGCCUUGUGGCCGCGAAAAGUCGUUCAAAUCAGCCAACUAUGUUCAAGCCGAAACCAUUGACCGUAAGGGGCGUGCACGAAGGUCUUCUUGCAAUUGCUAAAACACAGGGUCACGGAUCUCAGGAAAAAAAGAUUUCCGCUAUCAAAAAGCUCCUGUCAUCAGCUGAUGCUACUCUGGCAGGAAAGGGAUCGAAGGGGAUUGAUAUCACACAAAAUAAAGGCGGCCCAAGCGAAGCUAAAUUUAUCAUUCGUUUCCUUGAGGGUAAACUACGACUUGGUCUUGCUGAAAAGACCGUGCUCGUGGCGCUGGCGCAUGCGAUGGUGGCCCAUGAGGUUGAGCUGCAGGGGAAAAAGGCACCCAGCACCGAAGAGUUAGGCAAGGGUGAAGCUAUUCUUAAAUCAAAAUAUCCGGAUAUCUUGGGCAAACUAGAGAACUGGGUUAAGCAGGGGACAACAAGUUUUGUGUUGGACUGCGAGACCGUUGCAUGGGAUACGGUCAAUAAGAAAGUUUUGCCAUUUCAGCAGCUCAUGACGAGGAAACGGAAGGACGUGAAGGCUGAAGAUGUCAAGGUUAAAGUCUGUGUGUUUGCAUUUGACCUGUUGUUUUUAAAUGGAGAGCCCACUGUGAAAAUGACACUGCGAGAACGAAGGGCUCGGUUGCAUGACGCGUUCACUCCAAUUGAAGGCGAAUUUGUAUUCGCCCAACACGGCGACACUAACGAUCUCGACGAGAUCCAGACAUUACUUGACGAAAGUGUAAAAGCGUCGUGUGAGGGUUUGAUGGUGAAAAUGCUUGAUACCGAAGAAAGCGGAUAUGAGCCCAGCAAACGCAGCCGAAACUGGCUCAAGGUUAAGAAAGAUUACCUCGCCGGCAUCGGCGACUCUCUCGACCUCGUCGUUCUGGGCGCCUACUACGGCCGCGGCAAACGCACAUCUGUGUACGGCGCGUUCCUCCUAGCCGCCUACAACACCAGCACUCAAACUUUCCAAACAGUCUGCAACAUAGGUACCGGAUUCUCCGAAGCGCUCCUCGAAGAGCUACACAAGUCCCUAUCCCCACUCGUCAUCGACUGUCCGAAACCAUUUUACGACCAUUCUUCCGUCCCCAAGGACCAGCCGGACGUCUGGUUCGAGCCAAAAUAUGUUUGGGAGGUGAAAGCGGCGGAUCUGACGCUUAGUCCGCGUUACAAGGCCGCGGCAGAUGAGUUUAUGGGGACUAGUCAUGGCGCUGGAAAGGGCAUUUCGCUGCGAUUUCCUAGGUAUAUUAAAAGCCGGGAUGAUAAGAAGCCUGAGGAAGCAACAGCAACGAGGCAAGUGGCAGAAAUGUAUCGGAGGCAGGAGAGUGUGAGUAAGGAUACGGCAGGGAAAGGCGGGGUGGAUGAUGAUUUUGAGUACUGA